Molecule: messenger RNA, 4329 nt
Organism: Poecilia reticulata (guppy)
Lineage: Eukaryota; Metazoa; Chordata; Actinopteri; Cyprinodontiformes; Poeciliidae
Gene: slc36a1
Product: solute carrier family 36 member 1
Biological process (GO): glycine transport; L-alanine transport; proline transmembrane transport
Cellular component (GO): vacuolar membrane
Molecular function (GO): L-alanine transmembrane transporter activity; amino acid:proton symporter activity; L-proline transmembrane transporter activity
Source: RefSeq, a predicted model, not a curated record
GCGUCGGCCGGGGACUCGUGUCAUGUGACCUCACCGCUGGUUUGCUGAUCAGAACCGAGUUUUAGGUCUCAAUCUGUGUGCAGCACCUCGGCCAGCGCUCUUUUUCAACAGUGAUAGGAGCGUAGGAGCUCAUGCGGUCAGGUCAUCCAGAUAAAGGCUGAAGCAGGAAAGCAGAGGGACGGAGGCCGAGAUAUAUCAUUAAGUUAGAAGCUGUCGAUGCUGAGCCGUUUACCCUUGCUGCGUCGGGAUCCGUGAGGCUGGGAGAAACGACACCCGUUCACCCGCGAGUGCCACCCGACCCACCAUGAUGGCAUCAAGCGACGUGGAUGGCAGAGCAGACGGUUCUCUCUUCUCUGACCAGAACCCGUCAGAACUGGACGCUCUGUGUCCGUCUCCUCCUGGGCCAUCCAGACCCCAGCGGAACUACGAGCGGAUCGGGGGAAGAACAGGAACCUCUUUCUGUCAGACUCUGAUCCACCUUCUGAAGGGGAACAUCGGUACAGGUCUGCUGGGCCUGCCUCUGGCUGUGAAGAACGCCGGACUGGUGCUUGGACCCAUCAGUCUCCUGGUUAUGGGAAUCAUUGCAGUCCACUGCAUGAAGCUCCUGGUGAAAUGUUCUCAUCACCUCAGCGCAAAGAUGAACCAACCAUCUAUGACCUACGGAGAGGUGAUGCAGUACGGGAUGGAAAACGUGUCGUGGCUGAGGAGGCAUUCACGAUGGGGAAGUCGGACGGUGAACUUGUUCCUCAUCAUCACUCAGAUCGGCUUCUGCUGUGUCUACUUCGUCUUCCUCAGUGACAACGUCAAGCAGGUUGUGGAAGCAGCCAAUGCCACCACCUUCAGCUGCCAGGUGAACCACACCAACCAGACGGAUGUCCUGGUUCCCAGUUUUGACUCCCGGAUCUACAUGCUCUUCUUCCUGCCCUUCUUCAUCCUCCUGGUUUUCACCCCCAACCUGAAGUUCUUGGCUCCCUUUUCUCUCCUUGCAAACGUGGUCAUGACCCUGAGUCUGGUUCUGAUCUACGUCUACUCCCUCAUGAACAUCAAGUUUCCUAUUGAUCUACCAAAGGUCGGCAGAGCCAAGGACUACCCUCUGUUUUUUGGGACGGCCAUCUUUGCCUUUGAAGGGAUCGGCGUGGUCCUCCCUCUGGAAAACAAAAUGCAGCGGCCGCAGAAAUUCACCCAGGUUUUGUAUCUGGGUAUGGGCAUCGUCACGUUCCUCUACAUCAGCCUCGGCACCAUCGGGUACAUGUGCUUUGGAGAGCACAUCGGCGGCAGCAUCACUUUAAACCUGCCCAACUGCUGGACGUACCAGGCAGUAAAACUCCUGUAUUGUUUCGGCAUAUUCAUCACUUUCGCCCUGCAGUUCUACGUUCCUGCAGAAAUCCUCAUCCCGCAGGUUUUGGCCCGCGUGUCGGAGAGAUGGCAGAAGCCGGUCGAUCUUCUUCUCCGCACCCUUCUGGUCAUCAUCACAUGUGCUCUCGCCAUCCUGAUCCCGGAGUUGGACCUCGUCAUCUCGCUGGUCGGCUCGGUCAGCAGCAGCUUCCUGGCUCUCAUCUUCCCGCCCAUCCUGGAGAUCUUAGCCUUUCACACGGAGGGUCUGUCGCCACUGGCGACCAUCAAGAACCUGAUCAUCAGCGUGGUGGGGCUGGUCGGCUUCCUCUUAGGAACUUAUAUCGCCGUCAUAGAAAUCAUAGCACGAAAUAAUGUCAAACACGAAGAGACAUUCCACACCUACAUGGUUCAGUAGGACAGACUGUUGGGCCUUUCAGGCCAGUUUAAACCGUUUUAUUUUAUGGUUUUAUUUGCUGCUGUUGUACAUCUAUUUUAAUGUAAUUAUGUCACAAAUGUACGAGUGUCACGUUAAAUUAAUUACAGCCAUUAGUUCAGUCCAAAAGUCAUUAUAAAUACCUGAAAGUAGAAGAUUUUUAAGAGAUUAAGAGCAUUAGAGGUAAUUUAUCGUAUCCACAGCCUAAGAAUAUUCAUGUAAAUUCUCCAGUCAACGCAUCAAACUACCUCAAUAGUUGUUUUUGGUUUUAACUCCCAGACUCAGAGCUGAUUCUGAUUUUUUUUUCACCUCAACCCAAACGUCUUCAAGUUUGCAGCUUUGAGUGGCUUUUAAUCUCCAUCUGACAUCUUGACAGGAAGAAAGCCUUGAUAAAAGAAAAAUGCACUUUGAUUUAUGCCUUAUUGAAAAAACUGCACUACUUUGGCAGUUUUUGGUGACACAUUGAGCAGUUUAAAUUAAAAAAUUAUGUUUUCAGAACAGAUUAAGGGUUAUAAACCAAACCUCACAUUAUUUGUGCAGUAAUUGUGCUUUUUUAUCUUCGCUUAUCAAAUCCAUUGAUGUAUCUCUGGUCAGAUGUUUUUAAGCCAAAUUGUGACUGGGGGGAUAUUUGGAGAAUAUUUUGCACUCUGUAUAUAUCGAUGCAAAAUAUCCAUAAAAUGAAGUGACCUGAUGCUUACUGACUUAAAAAGAUGUAAUAUUUCCUCCAAUGCAAUAUUACCGUGUUGAAAUGUUGGUGAAAGUAAAGAGAAUUUCUUACCGCUGCUAUAGUUUAAAUUUUAUUUAGACUGAACAGGUGUUUUGGUUCCUUUUACAGUUCUUUUUUUUUCUAUUUGGGAUUUGGACCAUUGAAUGUUCAGCAAAACCAUCACAUCUUGAGCUUAUUCUAGGUUUAAACUCUGAACUAUUCAGAAGCUUUUUGGUCCAAGCCACUUUCACAGCUGUAAUAAGAUUUUCAGAUGUGCAGUUUAUGCAUCUCAAAGAGAGUUAUUGUUCAACCAAUAACUCUCUCCUGUUAUUUAUCUGGGUUCACAUUGAUUAUUAGACAUUUUCAGCCAAAAUCUAAAAAUAAUAAAAUCUCUAGUUAUCAUUAAAUGGAAAUCAUAAAGUAAGCAGUGAUACUUUCUGGGAUAACCAUGCAGCGUGACUCCUGCUGCGACAGACUUCUGAUUCUUGUCACCCUGAUAUGAACUUGUGCUGCCUCCUUUUUCUCCUCCUCGUUUUCUUACUUUCACCAUCUGACUCCAUCAAUAUGCACAUGAACAGCUGAAUCUUUCUUUUUGUUUAUUGAUGGUCUCUUGCAAUCAUUUUGCAGUAACUAUGUUGCCUCCAUAUCACUUCAAAGUUUUUUCAGAAAUGUUCCAGUUCUUUACUUUUAUGGUGAAAGUAAGCUUUUCGGCCUAUUUUUGUGCAAGCAUCAGUUGCGAUGAUUUUCUGCACUGUAAAUCUAAUACAUGCUUGAACCUUGAGCCGGCUGUGCUGUGCACCGUUUGCCCCACUCACAUCAGCCUCACUAACUCUCUUUAACUUUGAAAUGUUACAGGAGAUUCAUGAGGGGAAAAAAACUUGUCUUGAUGAAAAUGUAUGAGAAGGCAGUAAAAUUAUUUUGAAAAUCAACCUACAGGUGCAGGUUGUAAAAGAGUUCUCUAAAAUCUUGACAAACAAGGAUUUGAUCAGAAGACAGAUGAAAAAGCUCAAUGCCCUAUAACUGUAGAAUAAAUCUAGAUAUUAAUCCAAAUUGUUUCAGAUUUUGGGAAACAUGAUACUAAAUUAUGAAGUAGCUCUUCUGUGUCUUGAAAAUUUUUUUUGUUCUUUAUUUUUCAUUAUUUUUGUUUUAAUGUUUUUACUAAGUCUUAUUUUUUUAAAUAAAUUUUUUAUUAUUACUUGUACCUAACUUUCACAGGUUGGUUUAACUACAGACAGACUGCAUAUCAAAUAAUAAAAGAUAAUUUAUCUGCAAUGUCUGGCAGAUAAAAUGCAACAUGUACUGUAAGUCCACUGAACAGCUUCUGUACUGUUGUGCGUCUUCAGUGUUUAUGUAUCUGUAUCAACCAGCAAAAACCUUUCAGCUUUUCAUAGAAAAUUUUGGGAAAUCAAUUUAAAAAGUCAUAUCCACAUGCCUUAUGUGUGUAAAGCACUAUAACUUAUGUGUAUGUGUGUGAAUAUAUCACUUAUCUGUUGCAUAUGUAAAUAUUUGCUCAUUUGCAAAGGAAAUGUUUAAAAUAAAAUACCCAUUUAUCUUCUUCCUGGAAGGACUUGUGUGCUAAACGGGGAGCAGCAUUGAAAACGGUAAUAACUUCCCAAGGACUUUUUUUUUUCUAUCUGUAAUGUGGAGUAUUGUGAUAAUAAUCAUUUUAAAAUCUCUUCAGCAGAAAAUACAAAUGUCAGUGAAAUAAAAAUCUGCAUCUUAGCGAUGAGCUUGAAAAGGACUGAUUUUCACGUCUAUCUGCUGUACGGUUUUUAAAGAGAUUAAUUUUUUUUUCUUUUAGCACUCUGUAAGUUCUUCAUCCCUUUCGAGGAAUAAACAGCCUUGAACAACAUAA